Laetiporus sulphureus 93-53 is the source of this 546-nucleotide messenger RNA. RefSeq lists its product as uncharacterized. The record is from RefSeq and is a predicted model, not a curated record. NCBI's taxonomy places the organism in Eukaryota, Fungi, Basidiomycota, Agaricomycetes, Polyporales, Laetiporaceae. The transcript has 4 exons. Bases 1 to 546 code for a protein of 181 amino acids.
AUGGCGAAACAAUGGGCUCAUGCUGCAAAGGCAGCGCGUCCUGACGAGUUCAUGACUCUGAGUGCAUUGAAUGUUGACCAGGAGUUUCCCACCGUAGAUCUAUAUGGUCAAUGGAACGUUUCCCAGAAUCGCAAGAACGAAUACGACGUGCGGAUGUUUCAAGCCGAAUGGGUCAGUCAAGUGGUCAUUAUCCACAAGGACGGAAGCUGUGCUAGGGUGACGACCUUCAAGAGACAUACCACGGUGAUGAAAACCACUGUAACACGCCGCCUUCGUGGCAAAAAGAAAAGAUAUCAAAACGAUGAUGGGCGAUUCACCAUGGAGCGAUUCGGUCUCCAGGAUAUCUUCACGGCCGGCGCCAACCUCAUGAGUCUUCCGAAAGGGCAGAGCCCGGCGCUAAACGAGCGUGCGCGCUUGAUGAGCUUUCACUGGGGAUCGUCCGAGUCGGUUUCGAUAACGCUUGUUUCAUCUUUCAUCCACGUCGCGAUGCAAUGCGUUAGCCUCCAUGGAACAGCAUCUUCUCUUGACUUGAAUAUGGACGUCUGA